Molecule: messenger RNA, 3209 nt
Organism: Mangifera indica (mango)
Lineage: Eukaryota; Viridiplantae; Streptophyta; Magnoliopsida; Sapindales; Anacardiaceae
Product: protein TRANSPARENT TESTA 9-like
Exons: 14
Coding region: 2239-2964 (241 amino acids)
Biological process (GO): endosome to lysosome transport; endosomal transport; regulation of autophagosome maturation
Cellular component (GO): endolysosome membrane; late endosome
Source: RefSeq, a predicted model, not a curated record
AAAAACAAAACUGAAGCAGAAAACAGCACUCUCAAAUUCUCAAUGAACGAGUGAUAGUUACUGCACUGGGAGAUCUGGCUGCUUCUUAGUUCUACAUUUUGAUCUCUCGCUCUCACUAUGUGGCGCUCCAUCUGGCGAUCGAUCUAUCGUUUCUCUGUUCAGCACUUCAAGUAACAUCACUGAAUUUAUUUGAAGUUUAUAAGAUUUUGACUCUAUUCACUUAAUUUUUAAGCAAUUGAUGAAGUGUCAUGUGCUAUUUAGUAUUUGAAAUCGUUGUGGAGCUAUGGUAGGGGUUGGAUACUGAUUUUAUUAAUAGAUUAUUUUCCAUUUUAGUCAAUAACUAUCUUUUUAGUUUUAUGUUUUUUUUUUUUUUUUAAAUAUUGAAAUGCUUAAAAUUUAUUAUGUGACUUAAAAAAUGUAAGUGUUAUGAAAUAGGUUUUAUGUGAUAGAAUAAAUUUUGGGGAAAUUUAAUUUGCUUGUUACCUGUAAUGUGUUAAGGGAGAAAGUAAAAGUAUAAUGGGGGAUAAAUUUGCAGUGGCUUUACAAUGAUGUUGUGGUGAUUUUUUUUAUUUCUGGAUGAAUGUUUUGCUUUUUUGAUUAAUGUGUGUAGUUGUUAAUUGUUAUUAGCAUCAUUGUCAUUAUUGUUAUUUUCUUUAUCCUCAUUGUAAUUUUCCUAGAUGUAGAUACGUGAUGAAUGAACUGCAACAGAUCAAAGCUGUGGAUGGGUAUAAUCAAGUAACUUAGUUUAGCUUCAUUUUAUGGAAGAAAAUGUUUUACAAAUUAACAUCUUCUUUGUAUUAACUUAUCUUAUUUGUGAUUUCCUCUAGUAAGUAGUCAUUGAUCUACUACAAUCCAUAGUGGUGAUUGUUACAUACGGUGAUAUGAAAGAUCCACUGAUUUUCAAAUGCUUUAUGGAAUAUCAAGUUUUGGCUGAGUUUGUCCUUAUUUUAAAGAUCAGUAGAAAUUCAGGAAUUGAGGGACUCUUGCUUCAAUAUCUGAGUAUAAUGGUACAGAACGUGGGUAGUGAACAUGCAAUAUAGGAUGCAAGUUCCGUUGAUGUUUAUGGGCAGUGAGCAACAAAAUUAACAGAGACACCCUUUGUCUUCUUGUUAAGGUUAAUAGGGGAUCCCCUUGAGGUUUGCCAAAACAUCAUGGACCCACCAUAUGCUUUAGAAAAAAAGGUUAGUGAUGACAUGGUCUAUCCAUUUGUGGCAACUCCUCCAGUGUCAAAAUAUUAUUCAGAUUUGGUUCAUAGCUUAAAAGAUAAAUUCAUUCAUCUUGAUGGCCUUGUAAAAGUUACAGAGGAAACAUACACUGUUCAAAAGAAAGGAGAGAUACUUCUAUAAACUGAUAAAAUCAUAGAUGAUAUGUACUACUUUAAGGAUAUUCUUUCUGUUGGCAAGUCUAGGUUGAGUAAAGCUGUCUCCAAGGAUCUUCUCAGCUUACUUGUUCUUCCUAUAUUCUCCCCUUACUGCAGUUAAGGCAAAGUAAUGGAUUUCAUGUAUCUGCAGUUACUUCUCUGUAUGUAGUUUCUCAGCUUCUUCAAGUUGUUGGUGGAAAGAACAUCAUUAACUCUGUGGCUGGUGUCAUUUUGUAUCCUUAUAUAACCAUAGGCAUCAAAGAUGCUGUUGAAGGAGAAACAACUGAUGGUAGCAAUGCAUAUUCUUUUUACAACCUUUUGCAUGAGUUGGAAAUUGAGAAAAUUUAUUCUCUCAAGUCUGAAGGAGAAGAAGAAAUGAAUGGGAAUCAUAUAUCUGCUUAUGUGGAAGCUAAUGCAUCGUCUAAUUAUGAUUUGCAAAGCUUCCCCAUGGACAGUGAUACAUGUGUAGAAAGGAGAGGACUUUUGGCAUAUGUUAACUCAGAAAAUCACAUCCCUAUUUUUAUUACAUAAUUUAGCAGAAAGUAAAGAUCUUGAUAGUUUGAUGGCUUCAACAAUUGGAUUAAGCGAAAUGCCAGAUACAAUGACUUCAUAUCAGCGGUCAUGUGAACGUUUUUUGAAAGAACUUGACAGAUGCUGGUUUGAUCAAAUCCUGCAAACUUUGAGGGAUGAAUGGGCAAACUGUAAGACAGAUACAAGGUAGAGAGAAUCUUCUCUCUGGAGGGGAAGCAAAAAGAUAGGACUCCAUGGUGGUGAUCUUAAGUUCAAGAGAAUAAAAUGAUGAAUUGAUGGGAGGGAAACAAUUAUUUACUAGAUAUGCCAUGCCAGACACUUCAUGGAAUUCAUCAAAAUCUAUUUGAAUGAUGUGUACAGCUCUUGAGGAAUCUUUGCAAUCUAGAAGUCCCUUAUUUUUGCUUGAGUUUACUGUCUGCCAACAAACAAAAUAUGGACGAGCAACUUCUUCCAAAUUUUCUAGGCAAACGAUGGUUGAUGCAAUGAAGGUUUUCACUCUCGAUGUUCAACUGAAGACAUUUAUGUCAAAAGUUCCAGACUUGACGAGUGGUCCUGCCACAGAUUCUGAAAAAUCCCAAUCUUCAGAUCCAUCAUCUGCGAGCUUUGGGUUCAGAUGUUUUUCUAGGUCUGGAUUCCCAUGCAGAAUUGGUUUUUCUAGUGCUGGGAUCAGGGAUAUCUACCUGAUCCCUGUGACUAGAGGAAUAUCUGGCAAGCUGAUUCUUGCAGAGAAACAUCCUUUCCAAAGUCAAAGAGGCAUUGUAAUUGCGAUUGCUCCACUGGCAGGCUUGAGUCCAAAGAUAGAUGAGGACCAUCUGACAUGGUUGCAUCUUCGGAUAAAAGAAUUUGACCCAAGAUCUAAUGCAAGUAAUACUAGAGUCCUCAAUGCGAAGAAGUCCUAUACAGCAGUAGAUGGGAGAUGGACACUGGGUUUUACUAGUGCCAAAGCAUGUGAAGCUGCUCGCAUGUUUAUACUUGAAGAAACUCGUAAACAAAGAUCCCUUGUUGAGAGCCUACUUGCUCCAUUCCUACAAAAUAACUAUCUUGAAAAUUUGUUUGAUACUCAAGUUGGAUAAUGCUCUUGGCCUCCCACAGCAGGAAUUGUAGGUUAGUUUACUGACUCAAAUACCUCUGCUCUUUUCUAUGUUUAUUCCAGUUUUUCAUUUUGUCACCAAAUAAUUGUGUACAAUAAAAUAUAUAGGAAGAGUUUGUAAAAUAGUAAAUAUCUGUUAUUCAUCAUCUGGUGCAAUAGUGAAACUGCCCAUGACAAAGUUGUUUUCUUUGCUAAAAAAAUAAUAUUAUUCACAUUGAAAUAUAGAAA